Kalmanozyma brasiliensis GHG001 is the source of this 1314-nucleotide messenger RNA. RefSeq names its product Protein kinase domain protein. Lineage: Eukaryota; Fungi; Basidiomycota; Ustilaginomycetes; Ustilaginales. Bases 1 to 1314 code for a protein of 437 amino acids. The record is from RefSeq and is a predicted model, not a curated record. Gene Ontology annotation, biological process: protein phosphorylation; mitotic spindle organization; regulation of cytokinesis. Gene Ontology annotation, molecular function: ATP binding; protein kinase activity. The transcript has 3 exons. Gene Ontology annotation, cellular component: spindle midzone; chromosome passenger complex; spindle microtubule.
AUGGAGUCACAACUCGCCAACCUUCACCUGGACGGCGGCUCCACCGCUGACCUCAAGCAAGCUUCGAGACCAUCGCACGCCCAGGCGCCGAACGGCAACCGACUCGUCCAUGCCACCAACUCGUCUCUCCGACCGCUAGCACCCUCGAGCAGCAUUGCGACCAACAUGGGCAUGAACAUGGGCGUCAACAUGCAGCACUUCAACCGUCUCGCACCCACUUCCCAACCGCCCGUGCACGGUAACAUCAAGAGUCGACCGCCAAGCGUUGCUGGUGGCCCCAGUGCUGCUGGACCAUCCUUCCGUCCUGCUGCUCCCGCCUCCAAACCUGCAUCAGGUGGAUCCGUCGAUCUGGGCCGCUACGACGGCGGUCUCGAGCGGGACGAAGCCCGCGGCCGUCGCGGCACGAUGACCUUCGACCCCCUCACCCUCUCCUCCUCCGACCCGAACAAGGCCCAUCCACCAACGCGCAUCUGGUCUCUGGCCGACUUUGAAAUGGGUCGUCCGCUCGGCAAGGGCAAGUUCGGCCGCGUCUACAUGGUCCGCACCCACUCCGGUCCCAACAAGGGCUACAUUAUCGCGCUCAAGUGCAUGUACAAGAACGAGCUGGUGGAGAACAAGGUGGAGAAGCAGCUGCGGAGGGAGAUCGAGAUCCAGAUGAAUCUCAGGCAUCCCCACAUCCUCAGACUACACGGCUACUUUCACGAUGAGGGAAGGGUGUUCUUGAUGCUGGAAUUUGCAGGGAGGGGAGAGCUGUACAAGUUGAUGAACAAGUUGCCGGAUCGACGCUUUGAGGAGAAGGUGGCUGCUACCUACAUCGCCCAGAUGGCAGAUGCGCUAUCAUACCUGCACAGCAAGCACGUCAUCCAUCGCGACAUCAAACCGGAAAACCUGCUGCUCGGCAUCAAAGGCGAUCUCAAGAUCGGCGACUUUGGUUGGAGCGUCCACGCCCCAGGAAAUCGCCGCCAGACGCUGUGCGGAACGCUCGACUACCUGCCCCCCGAGAUGGUCAACGGCGAACAGCACGACAAGGCCGUCGACCUGUGGGCCCUCGGUGUGCUCUGCUUCGAGUUCCUCGAGGGUGUACCGCCGUUCGAGGAGCUCGAGAACGCUCCUGCAGGGACCUACAAGAGGAUCAACAAUAUCGACUUCAAGAUCCCGAGGCACUUCAGUCCUGAGGCGGGCGACCUCGUUCGUGCCCUGCUCAAGAAGAAGCCAGACGACCGACUGCCCUUGACAAAAGUCCUGCGUCAUCCGUGGAUCAUGAAGUACGACCCGGACGCAUGCCGUCGUGCCUCUCGUGGCAAGAUCCAGUAG